Molecule: messenger RNA, 900 nt
Organism: Plodia interpunctella (Indianmeal moth)
Lineage: Eukaryota; Metazoa; Arthropoda; Insecta; Lepidoptera; Pyralidae
Gene: EMC7
Product: ER membrane protein complex subunit 7
Exons: 1
Coding region: 141-815 (224 amino acids)
Cellular component (GO): EMC complex
Molecular function (GO): carbohydrate binding
Source: RefSeq, a predicted model, not a curated record
GUAAUUUCGUAUUAAUAAAAUCGAAAGGGAAAGAAAAUGUUAUCAUAAAUUCAGAAUAUACAUGGAAUAUUUAUUUCUAUCGGUUUUUACAAGUAAGGAUAAUUUCAUUCAGCUCUACAAAUAGAUAAUCUAUAAAUAAAAUGGCAAACCUAAUAUAUUCAACUUUCAUUGCGACAUUUCUACUUAGCACCGCUUUGUGUGCUAACAAUCCUGUUGAGGAAGAGCUUGGUAAUGGCAGAUAUGCGAUUGAAGGUAGAGUAUAUCCUGCUGAAGACCAAGAAUCACAAAACUGGCAAGUAGAUACACGCAUACACGUUAAUGGAGGAGAGUACAUAGGCUUUGUUCGUGACGAUGGUACAUUCGUAAUACACAAUGUGCCUUCAGGCUCUUACAUCGUAGAAGUUAUACACCCAGACUAUAUGUAUGAGCCUAUACGAGUCGAGAUCAAUUCUAAAGGAAAGUUUAGAGCUAGAAAAGUGAAUUUUGUUCAGACAUCACAAGUCAUACAAGUGCCAUAUCCUCUCAGAAUGAAGGUGUCAUCGAAGUUGAGAUAUUUCCAAGCUCGCGAACAGUGGCGUGUGACAGACUUCCUGUUCAACCCCAUGGUCAUAAUGAUGGUGCUGCCGCUGCUGCUCAUCAUGAUCUUGCCGAAGAUGAUGAAUGACCCGGAGACUAAAGAAGACUUGAAGCAAAUCAGCAACCUGACCAAGAUGUCGGAAAUGCCCGAGAUGUCAGAGAUGUUCACCAAUCUGUUCAGUGGUGGUGCAUCAAAAGCAUCCACUUCCAAAGCAAAACAAGUUAAGAAAAGACAGUAAUAGGCAUCAUAUUGUAAAUACCUACAUAUUUAUGUUAAAAUAUUGUAAGAGUAGAUGUUUUGUUAAUAAAAAAUAUAUAUAAAUA